Messenger RNA from Haliotis rubra (blacklip abalone), 1743 nucleotides. RefSeq lists its product as uncharacterized. The record is from RefSeq and is a predicted model, not a curated record. Lineage: Eukaryota; Metazoa; Mollusca; Gastropoda; Lepetellida; Haliotidae. Bases 1 to 1743 code for a protein of 580 amino acids. Gene Ontology annotation, biological process: DNA integration. Gene Ontology annotation, molecular function: nucleic acid binding. The transcript is spliced from 2 exons.
AUGGCGAAUGUCCUGUCUGUGCUGCAAGAAAAAGGACCGACACUGAAUGCUGGAAAGUGUCAAUUUAGAAUGGAAAAUCUACAAUUUCUUGGACAUGUCUUAUCCGAGAAGGGAGUGAGUCCAGCAGAAGAUAAAGUCAGAGCAGUUCUCGAGGCUAGAGAACCAAGCAACACAAAAGAAAUCAGGAGCUUCUUGGGGCUAGUCAACUUCAAUGGGAGGUACAUAGAAAACCUUUCGACAGUGUCAGAACCUUUAAGACGUCUGACAAGAAGCAAUGUGAAGUUUGUUUGGGGACCUGAACAACAGGCUUCUUUCAAUCAGCUGAAGAAAUGUUUGACUAGUGCCAACGUACUGGGAUACUUUGAUAAGAACGCACCAACACAAGUGAUUGCAGACGCAAGUCCUGUUGGAAUCGGGGCUGUACUAGUUCAAGAACAACGAGGUGUGCAUAGAGUCAUAUCUUAUGCAAGCAAGAGUUUAUCAGACAUUGAGAGACGGUAUUCUCAAACCGAGAAGGAGGCAUUGGCUCUUGUGUGGGCAUGGAAAUGGUAUACAGUGGGCAACACAAAGUAUGUACCAGUGAGAAAUGAACUGUCUGCUAUUGGUAAAAUUGUGUUGCGUGGUACCAGAAUAUUGAUUCCCAAGCUGUUGAGAGAGAAUGUGCUUCAAUUGGCUCAUGAAGGUCAUCCGGGUAUUGUACGGAUGAAACAGCGUUUACGUAGCAAAGUAUGGUGGCCGGGAAUAGAUGCCGAUGCUGAGAAAUUCUGCAGAUCGUGUCAUGGAUGUCAAGUGGUGGCUUUGCCAAAGUCUCCUCCGCCUAUGUGCCGUACACCAUUGCCAACAUCCCCAUGGCAACAUCUCGCUGCGGACCUGAUGGGACCACUACCUACAGGAGAACACGUAUUUGUGGUAGUCGACUAUUAUAGUCGUUACUUCGAACUUGAUGUGAUCAAGAACACCACUGCAGAAUCUAUUGUAGACUAUUUGACAAGAAUUUUCACAACUCAUGGACUUCCCCUCAGUUUGAAAACAGAUAAUGGUCCACAAUUUACAAGCAAGAACUUUAAAGAGUAUCUGCGCCACAAUGGCGUAGAACAUAAAACAAGCACUCCAUAUUGGCCUCAAGCCAAUGGCGAGGUUGAAAGGCAGAAUCAGACGAUACUGAAAAGGAUCAAGAUUGCCCAGGUGGAGGGAAAGGACUGGAAAACAGAAUUAAUUCCAUUCCUCAUUAUGUAUCGGACAACCCCUCAAGCAACAACAGGAAAGUCGCCCAGUGAGUUGUUGUUCAGACGAACAGUGCGAACGAAACUGCCAGAAAUCGAAAACAUCAAUGUGGAUGGUGAAGUGCGUGACCAUGAUAAUGAACUGAAAUACAAAGGGAAAGUCUACAGUGACAGAAGAAGGCAUGCGACACAGUCAACGAUUGAGUGUGGUGAAAAAGUUCUGGUGAAGAAACAAGUACAUGACAAUAAACUUUCUACAAGUUUUCACAAGGAACCAUUUACUGUUGUCAACAGGUAUGGCAAUACAGUAGAAGUGGGAACUGAAAGUGGUCCGGUAUACAGAAGAAAUGUGACACAUGUAAAGAAAUAUAAUGCAAGAAGUUCUAAUGGUGAGAAGGACAUUUCCAUUGUGCAGCCUGACAACACUGUACCAACUGACCUUCCUAGUGCAAGGCCACUGCGUUUCAAGUCUGUGCCGACCAGGUACAAGGAUUUUGUACUUGGAUAUCUGAACUGUUGA